UGGUAUUGUGGUGUAGUGGUAGACAAGUCGACAUUCCAUAAGUCACGCCUUACUACUACCAAUACUUCAAUACUUACCUGUCUUUUGUUUUACUGGCUUCAUAGAUAUCAGAAUAUUUGUGUGUUUGUGUUUUCGAUAAUUAUUUAUCGCGCGCCGGUGCUCAAUACGCAAAUUAGAAUUUCGUACGGGCGUACGGCACUGUAGUAGAAUUAAAACUUGUUUUCCAACAAUCCCCGACGACGACGCGCCUGGAUUUGCUGCCAGCGCACAGAAGCGAUUGUCAGUAGUGCGAUGUGUGCGCUAACAACAAAUUUAUUGUGUUCACUUUUGAUUUUAGUGUAAAACCACCAGAAACAUCAUAAAAAUGAAGAUGUUUACAAUUACAACAGUUUUACUGACAAUUUCAUGUCUGGUGAACACACAAAGUCGUCAAGAAGGUAUUUACAUGGUUAGUAAUUCAGUUGAUCAAUUCGCAACGAAGUUAUUGGACACAACAAGAAGGAAUUUAGAUGAAAGUUUUAAUAUUGCAUUGUCACCGUAUACAAUUUGGACGUUGAUGGCGAUUGUCGCUGAAGGAGCCGAUGGUAACACGUUGAAACAACUUCAGAAUACGUUGACGCUUCCAGAAAGCAUGGCGGACUUCCGGUAUAAUUAUAAACAACUUGCGCUUAAUUUGCUGAAUAAUCAAAAUGGCGUCCAACUAGACAUAACCAACGCCAUCUUUGUUACCAAUCAAUAUCCACUCAACGACACCUUCAAACAAAUCACCAGAGACUCUUAUAAUGUUGAUAUCAACUCUGUGGACUUUUCUGAUAGUGAUAGGACACUAAAUAUUAUCAAUAGAUACAUUGCUGAUGCAACACAACAAAGAAUAACUAGAUUGGUUAAUCCUGAUGAUAUUGAACAGGCUGAGGUAUUCAUGACAAGCGUAUUGUUCUUCAAAGGAAAAUGGCGUUUUCCUUUCAAUAAAACCGCAACAAAAACUGAGAAAUUCUACGCUGAUGACGGCACAACACCAAUUGGCACAGUAGAGAUGAUGUAUCAUUCUGCACCGUUCCCAUAUUCUGCUCUAACAGAACUAAAAUCAUUCGUGGCUGAAUUACCCUAUGGCGAUGGAGAUAAAUACGGAAUGUUUGUGAUUGUCCCGUCGAAAAACGAGAAGCUAAACAACGUUUUAGAUAAACUAAGCAAAAUGGACUUUGGAGUUAUUAUUGAUAGGUUGGCGCAGGCCGCCAAGGAAUAUGAAGAUGAAGAGAUUGAUAUCUAUUUGCCUAAGUUUACGGUUAUAUCCGAAUACACUUUGAAUGUUGUGCUUAAUCAAAUGGGAAUUACUGAUGUUUUCAAUGCCAACAAGGCGCAAAUUAAAGGAAUCACACCGCAUUCUGAUUUGUAUCUGAGUAGAAUGUUACAAAAGGCUACUAUUGAGGUGGAUGAAGAGGGAACUGUAGCUUCAUCAGCAGCAGGUGGUUCCUUUGCGUACAAAACAAUGAAGCCGAAGUUAAUGGCAAACAAACCAUUUGCGUUCUUCAUCGUUGAUAAGUUAACACGCAGCAUCAUCUUCGAGGGUAAAAUUAGCAAUCCAAAAGGUAUUUGUGCCACGUGCACUGGCCUCUAAGUUUCAAGUUUCAAUUUACACAUGAGGCAUGACUAAAAUGUAAAAAAUGAACAGCUAAGAUUAAAUAAAUCGUGUGUAUUGUUAUAAAGUUACCUCUUAGCCAUAGGUUUUAUUGUAUGACUACGAUUUAAAUAAAGUUUAAUUAUUUUAUUGUA
Messenger RNA from Dalotia coriaria, 1770 nucleotides. RefSeq names its product serine protease inhibitor 77Ba-like. NCBI's taxonomy places the organism in Eukaryota, Metazoa, Arthropoda, Insecta, Coleoptera, Staphylinidae. Gene Ontology annotation, molecular function: serine-type endopeptidase inhibitor activity. The transcript is spliced from 5 exons. Bases 365 to 1615 code for a protein of 416 amino acids. The record is from RefSeq and is a predicted model, not a curated record.